Messenger RNA from Macadamia integrifolia, 1693 nucleotides. RefSeq names its product CDP-diacylglycerol--glycerol-3-phosphate 3-phosphatidyltransferase 1, chloroplastic. The record is from RefSeq and is a predicted model, not a curated record. Gene Ontology annotation, molecular function: cardiolipin synthase activity. The coding region runs from base 139 to 1245 and encodes 368 amino acids. Gene Ontology annotation, biological process: cardiolipin biosynthetic process. NCBI's taxonomy places the organism in Eukaryota, Viridiplantae, Streptophyta, Magnoliopsida, Proteales, Proteaceae. Gene Ontology annotation, cellular component: mitochondrion; membrane. The transcript has 8 exons.
UCAACGGACGUGUCGAUGCUACAUCGUUGUCUGCUCUCUGCAAUUUCUCUUACAGUGACGUCUAAACCCCCCGCAAAACCUAAUGCGAUGUUCUUGAUUUCCUUCUAACUGUUACAGCUCCGAGAAAAUGCUGCGUUAAUGGCGCUCUUCAGGUCACUGAAAACCCUUAUCAGACACAAAGAAUCUCGGUCUUUCCUGAGCUUCUGCGCCUCUGCUACUCCAUUUCCUUCUCCAUCUCCUCUCUCGUCGAUCUUCUCUUGCUUUCCUUCCUCCCCAGCGUUUCCUGUUUCGCCGCAUCCAUCUUCCUUUGCCUUUCGUCUCACUUCAUCAUCCCACUCGAGGUUUCUCUCACCUUUCUACAAAUGGAUUCCGUGUCCAGGACCCCUGUUUCUGUCUUCUCCACCAUGGAAGCUUUUACAGUCUGCCACUCCCUUGUUUCUUCAUGGAAAAAUCGUUUUGUCAAAAGCGGAUUCUUGGAAUUUGCUUGGAAGGAGGAGUUUUCCUAUUAAACUAGGGUUUGGUUCGACUGCAUCCCUCCCAGGAUUGGUGAAUGAGAUUGAUCAGAAGUUAUUGUUCAAGGGACAUGACAUCGGUGGUGUUAGUGGCAGCUCUGCUGAGAAUUUUGUUAAUUUGCCGAAUUUGAUUUCAUUGAGUCGAUUAGUUUCUGGUCCCUUGCUUGGAUGGCUGAUCAUAAAUGAGUGGUAUCUUUGUGCAUUUGUGGGGUUGGCGGUAUCUGGAGCAACUGACUGGCUAGAUGGCUAUGUGGCUAGGAAGAUGGGUAUUAAUUCAGUGGUUGGAUCAUAUCUUGAUCCCCUUGCUGACAAGGUUCUUAUUGGAUGUGUUGCUUUAGCCAUGGUGAAGAUGGAUCUUCUCCACCCUGCACUUGUGGGACUUGUUGUAUUUCGAGAUGUCGGACUCAUCAGUGGUGCAGUUUAUAAAAGAGCUAGUAACUUGGGUUGGGAGUGGAGAAGUUGGUCUGAUUUCAUCAACCUUGAUGGGACCCAUCGAGAGAAAGUAGAACCCCUCUUAGUCAGCAAGGUAAAUACAGUUUUCCAAUUGGCCUUGGUAGCUGCUGCUCUUCUUCAACCGGAAUUUGGCACCGAGGCAACUCAAUCACACAUCGAGUAUUUGAGUUGGUUGGUAGCUUCGACAACAGUAGCAUCAACAGUGGCAUAUGGAGUACAACACAUGCGAACUGGGUCAGUAUUAGCUGGUAGAGGAUCCUCCUUGAGCAAAUCGCAGUAAUAUGAAAUUCAGUCUACUGCUGACCUUGCCAAAGAAACCACUGCAGUUGGAUGCUACUCUUGAGUUCAAGGAACCAUAGUUUUGGGUAUUUUGGGUUUUGGAAUUUGUGCUGUUGCUAACUGAAACACUUACCAGAGGGAAAGAAAGAAGUGUGGGAGCUUCUCAAAGCAAGCUGCAAGCCCAAGGACUACAUGGUGGUUUAUAAUCUUUCUGUUGGUCGUGAUUGGACUGGUGGAAGAAAGCCAUGCUCAAGGGGGGUAUAACUUGGAACCUCACAAAAUGAGGAAGUUAGGAGCGGAAUUGGCCGGCUAUAAUCUGACUCACAGUAGUCAACUUAUAAAACUGAAAUCAACUUCUGUAUCUUGUAAAAAUUUUGAUGUCAAAAAGUUCUUGACAAUCUGUUAAGAACCUUUCAAUUCUCAUUAUAACAUGAAUUCUUUCCGCCGAA